CCGAAGACGGAUAGUUCCGCAACCGAUGACGGACCCUGCACGCGUGGGUGAGAGCGCCUCGGCCCGCUGCAGCUGCAGACCGCGCCACAGUGGUCGCCUCGCUUUCAACCCCAGACCACAGCUAUUGGACCGUUGGCCUGGCCCACCGCCGUAGCUGCUGCUGAUUCCUUCAAGAAAGGAGCGUCCUGCCUGCACGCCAAUUCGCUGGCUGCUGAUUUUUCGGGACCGACGGCGGUGAGCAAGAACUUCAUGGAAUCACCCUAUAUUCAACAUUUUUCCCACCCGUGCUCGUCCGAAUGGACGGACUUGUGCUGGCACUCGACACAGGAACACAAGGACUGGAAAGGUGAGGUUCCAGGGUUCCUCUUUCUGGAGCACUCUGGCUGUAGCAGGGACAGCGCUGAUGAAGCAGCUUUUACUCAUCCUGCGCCCAGCUCCCAUGACGCCACAGCAGCCCGUCGCCCAGCGGAGCGUCGAGGGGAGCCGCGCAAAGAACGCACCGCCUUCAGCCGCAGCCAAGUGGAGACGCUCGAGGCGGAGUUCUCGCAGCGAAACUACCUGACCCGGCUGCGGCGCUACGAGAUUGCCCUGGCCCUGGACCUCACCGAACGGCAGGUCAAGAUAUGGUUCCAGAACCGGCGCAUGAAGUGCAAGCGCAGCCGGACCGCACUAAAGGCGGAGUGGGCGCCUAGUCCGUCUGUACCGAAGAGUCCUUUUCUUCUGCAGGCUGACACAGAUCAAAAGAAAAUCAUCCCAGCGGGCUGUGCUGAAGCCUCCGAACCCAACUGCUUCAACUAAUUACAGGACUAUUUACACGUUAUUAUUUUUUCUGCGUCACUGCGAUGUAUAUCGCGUUUUCUUUCAGAGAACUUAAGCCAGCUGUACUCGAGACGUACUUCUGAUUCAAAGAUACUAGGACCAUGGCCACAUCCAUCCAUGGUGCAAAAGACUAUUUGUGAACUGGUGUAGUUUACAAAGUUCACUAGGCUAGACGGACAGUUUACGGUCUUCAUGUGCAACAUCCAGCAUGCCAGCAGUGUUCAAUUUCUCCCUCUUUUCCUCUAACAUAAUUUCCUUUACCACGAGUGCAGCGUAAAAAAUCGGACAGCCGUCCGGUUGACGUUCCAGCCUUUGCACUCUUCGCUUUCUUUUUCUCUCUGCUCGAUAUACGACACUAUCAGAAUCGGACCGCUACGCACAACUCUGAAACUAUGUGGAACUGGGAGAAAACGUGCUUAUAUCCAGAAUCCAUAUAUGCAAAAUAAAUACAUCGAAAUAUGCCAUUA
Molecule: messenger RNA, 1286 nt
Organism: Dermacentor albipictus
Lineage: Eukaryota; Metazoa; Arthropoda; Arachnida; Ixodida; Ixodidae
Source: RefSeq, a predicted model, not a curated record